AUGUGGAAAAGCUGCCAAGGAGCGCCUUUCCAGACCAAGUUCGGGCAAUGCAUUAUUGAGUGCGCUGGCGUUGGGAGAACAGUUGCGGACACUUUUGGCGUUAACCGAAUACUAAAAAUUCGCCCGAUCGGGUGCAGAACACCGAGCUACCAUUUCAAAGAUACUGGUGAGCUUGAAGCCGCUUUCUUGGAACAUGGGACGUUGUCGACUGCCCAGGCGGAUGCGGUUCUCAUUGCACGAGAGAAAAAUGAUCUCAACAAUUUGGGAAAAUUGACGAUGAAACUCUACAAAGAAGAACAGCAGCGAAAAAGAGAAGCGCCAACAGUAAUCAAGCUCAGCGCCAAGCCAAAGAAGCCCCUCACCGACGAGGAGCUCAUUCAACAUUUCGGAGAACCGGGAAAACUGCAGCUAAAGCGCCGAAAACGAAAGGAGCCAAGAAAGCCGCCAAGAAAAAGCCCAACCAAGGAAAAGCUCCAAAUGCGAUUCGAAAAACACAGAAACCGGCUCGACUCUGAUUGA
Oikopleura dioica is the source of this 519-nucleotide messenger RNA. The record is from the annotation of a GenBank genome assembly. Lineage: Eukaryota; Metazoa; Chordata; Appendicularia; Copelata; Oikopleuridae.